Panicum virgatum (switchgrass) is the source of this 1218-nucleotide messenger RNA. RefSeq names its product acidic endochitinase-like. Gene Ontology annotation, molecular function: chitinase activity. Bases 153 to 1049 code for a protein of 298 amino acids. The record is from RefSeq and is a predicted model, not a curated record. Gene Ontology annotation, biological process: carbohydrate metabolic process. Lineage: Eukaryota; Viridiplantae; Streptophyta; Magnoliopsida; Poales; Poaceae. Gene Ontology annotation, cellular component: extracellular region. The transcript is spliced from 2 exons.
UGUGCUAACACUGUCAAACCAUUAUAAAAGGGAGAUACCACUAUGCACAAUUCGCCAUCCAUCCAUCUCUUUACUCAGGACUCGUAAAACUUCACUACAGUCAGUCUACAACUACAAUUAUAUCCAAUUGGGCACGUUGAAUUGCUGAAACCAUGGCAGGGCGAGCUCUGACUCCCUUCCAGCUCAUGGCCAUCCUCUUGGCGGCGUUCCUUGCCACAUGCCACGCCGGCGGCAUCGCUGUCUACUGGGGCCAGAACGACGGCGAGGCGUCCCUGUCCGACACGUGCGCGUCCGGCAACUACAAGUUCGUCAUCCUCGCGUUCGUGUACAAGUUCGGCAAGGGGCAGACGCCGCAGCUGGACCUUGCCAGCCACUGCGACCCCUCGUCGGGCGGCUGCACGGGGCUGAGCGAGGACAUACGCUCGUGCCAGCGCAGCGGCGUCAAGGUCCUGCUCUCCAUCGGCGGCGGCGACGGCAGCUACGGCCUGACCUCCGAGGGGGACGCGCGCGACGUCGCCGCGUACCUCUGGAACAACUACCUCGGCGGCACGUCGUCGUCCCGGCCCCUCGGCGACGCCGUCCUUGACGGCAUCGACUUCGACAUCGAGCUCGGCGGCGCCAAGUACUGGGACAGCCUCGCCAGGGACCUGAAGAACAUGGGCAAGAACCUGGGCGGCAAGGGGGUGCUGCUGAGCGCGGCGCCGCAGUGCCCGUUCCCGGACGAGUGGGACGGCAACGCCAUCAACACGGGGCUCUUCGACUUCGUGUGGGUGCAGUUCUACAACAACCCGCCGUGCCAGGUGAGCGCGGGCCGCGGCGCGUUCAUGGACGCUUGGAGGCAGUGGGAGUCGGUGCCGGCGGGGCAGAUCUUCCUGGGCCUGCCCGCCUCCAAGGACGCCGCGGGCACCGGGUUCGUGCCCGCCGGCGACCUCAACUCCAACGUGCUGCCGCUCAUCACGGGCUCGCCCAAGUACGGCGGCGUCAUGCUCUGGUCCAAGUACUACGACGAUCGCACGGGAUACAGCUCGGACAUCAAGAGCCACGUGUGAUAUUUGCAGAGCUGUUACAGAUACAGAGCCGCGAUGUAGUGUACUCCUAUUCCCUAGUGCAGUGAUUUGUUGGUGUUUGACUGUUGAGCUGUGUUCCAUGUACAUUCUUUCGUUUCAUGUAGUAUCGCACCACUGAAUAAAACGGAGAUACCACUUGGUUGCAGAAGCA